CGGCUCAAUAGCCGCUGGCUACCGGGAAAAAGUUGACGUUCAUUCGACAAUCACCAAAAGACUCCUCUGAUUGUGUCUCCAACCCGUAACGCUAUUCGACAAUGUUCGGCGCAUUCCGCAUUACGAAUCCUCUCUCAAGUGGCCUUCUUUGGAAGAUCCCCUGGCGGUUGUCCAAGUUCCAGAAACGCCGCCACCGACUUCGCCUGCGAGCUGUCGACAAUGUUGUAGCAACUGUUGAUGCAGCUCUCGCCAAGAAAGGACAGACCCUCGAGGCUCUUGAGCGAUGGAAGGCUGAGAUGCCCACCGAGGCUGAGAUGCUACCAAAGGACAAAUAUACCAUGUUCGACCGCAAGGCCAAGCGUUACCGCAAGGGCAUUCACAAACUGCCCAAGUGGACAAGGGUAUCCCAGCGAAUCAACCCUCCUGGUUACUAGAAAGGCGAUUUUGCAGAAUUGGAGGCAGGACAAUCGAGUUGAGGAUCUAACGGAGAACGGCGUAUUCAUCCCAUGGCGGGAUUUGCAGGCAGAUCCGCAUUGGGAUCUAUGUACAACACCUAUGUUUCACCUACGAACUUGAGAGGCAAUGUGACGACCACAUUUCCCGAUAUGAUACAAAACAAAAGGCUUUGGAGACGGUCUCAAAUGCUGGUGAAGGAGCAGACCAGUGGCACGCAUUGGGAUAGAAGAUAAGGAAAGAAAUACCAUAUAUGCACAUAGAAGAGGGGAUGCAGCUAUUUCCCCAAACAUCGAAGGCUCUGUGUUUGAAAAUCUAAGGGUAUCGAGUCCUAAUCGGCCGUUACGGACAACCGCCGCUUCCCUACUGCCCAAUUACUUCCCCUCGGCGUAUUCGUCUCGCUCUUCGGCUUGUAUCGCUCUGCCAACACCUCCUCUGCCCUCAUCGAAGUCCUCACGGUACUCGUCGCGAACUUGACCACCAGAUUUACCACGGCCAAAUUGACGUCCCUCUUCAAAGCCGGGAU
Messenger RNA from Fusarium odoratissimum NRRL 54006, 979 nucleotides. RefSeq lists its product as uncharacterized. NCBI's taxonomy places the organism in Eukaryota, Fungi, Ascomycota, Sordariomycetes, Hypocreales, Nectriaceae. The transcript has 2 exons. The record is from RefSeq and is a predicted model, not a curated record. The coding region runs from base 238 to 576 and encodes 112 amino acids.